AUGGGUAUACUAAGAUCUGAGACCAUGGUACAUGGUACCUUGGUCAUACCGCACGAAAGAGCAAAAGGAUGUGUUGAUUUAUUGAGCAGACACACAAACAUACAAUACGUAGAUAUGAAUGCAAAGAGAAUGGAUAGGCCAUAUAAAAAGUAUGUCCAACGCAUAGAUAAAAUGGAACGUAUGAUCAGGGUCCUGUAUGAAGAAAUUGCAAAACUUCCAAACGCCAAGAUAAUAAAACACAACAUUGAUAAUUUUCUGCAUUAUGAUCAUAUGUAUCGUUUAGAUCAGGUGGAAGAAUCACUAAUAAAGUUGUACGAUCAAUUUCAAAUGUUUAAAGAGAAUGACUUACUACUUAGAUCUGAACGUGAUAACGCCUUGAAUGAAUAUUAUGUGAUGCUAGUGGCCAAAAAACAGCUAAACCCCCAGGUUUUGGACAGACCGGUCAGUAUGGACAUACCACGUGCAUCGCUUUCGUUGCCAAUGGGUAAUUCGGAUGAUUUAUCCGAUUCAAAAGAAUAUUUGUUAACAGAUAUGAACCGGAAUGACACUGAAAUGGCUAGUAUGACGCCAGACGAUUCAGGCUUACAAUCAUCUCGCUCAUUAUCAUUCACAAAUCUAGCAGGGUUAAUAAGUUCCCAGGAGAAGGAGGCAUUCUCUAGAGCUAUUUUUAGGGCCAUGCGUGGAAAUGUAUUUACAAUUUUUCAUGAUACAGAUGAUCUAAAGGAUGCCAUCUUAUCUAAAGAACUGAUUGACGAUGAAGAAUUGCUCGCGGAUGAUAACAAGACAGUAUUUGUAAUUUACUGUCAAUCAUCAAGUACAAGUGUAACAUUUAAUAAACUAAAAAAAUUGUGCAAUGGAUUUCAAGCAAAGCUAUUCAAUUGGUCGAAGACAUCUGCCGAAACCAUUACACGUCUUUCAUCACUGGAAGAAAUAAUUCGUGAUAAGAAACGUGCGCUAGAGGCAUACAAAAAAUAUUUCAGAGAUGAGAUUGCGUGUUUAUUGGAGGUUAUACGUCCAGAUGGGAAUAGUGUUAUAGAGGAAUGGUGUCUAUUUUGCAGAAAGGAAAAAUAUUUGUACUAUAUAUUGAAUCAUUUUGAGGGAAGCGAUAUUACUUUGCGCGCUGAUUGUUGGUUUCCAGCAGAGGAAGAAGAAAAAAUAAGGCAGCAUCUGUUAUCCGAAAAAGUUCAUGGCAGUGUUAAUGCACUACUGUUGAUAGAUAACCAAUCUGGUAUAAAGGCAACCUCUGAUCAUCAUGACCAGGAUAAAUCACAAAUCCCUCCUACCUAUAAUAAGACAAAUGUUAUAUCUAAAUCAUUUCAAAACGUAGUGGAUACUUAUGGUGUUCCUAGAUAUAAGGAAGUUAAUCCAGCUCCGUUUACGGUUAUAACCUUCCCAUUUUUGUUUGGCAUAAUGUUUGGUGAUAUAGCCCAUGGGCUUUGCAUCACAAUAUUUGGUUUAUUCCUGAUUUUCAAUUAUCAUAAGUUAAAGCGAAAGUUUUCGAGUGAUAUCGCUGGUAUGAUAAUUGAGGGUAGGUAUAUGAUUUUUCUUAUGGGUAUGAUGGCAACUUACACUGGGUUCAUAUAUAAUGACUUUUUGUCCAUACCUAAUAAUUUUUUUGGCACAGGUUGGGUCGUUCCCCCAAAUUCUUCUAGUUCACGAGUUAUUGAUGGGGAUGGAACCUAUUUUCAAGAAUUGGUUCCAUCAAAGACGAGCUUUCCGAUCUUUUUCGGAUUGGAUUCAGCUUGGAUUGGUGCAUCAAAUGAACAGUCUAUGUUACAUUCGUUUAAGAUGAAGUUUUCUGUAAUCGUAGGAUUCCUACAGAUGGCAAUGGGAAUAAUUCUCAAGGGACUCAAUUCUGUUUAUUUUUCAAGCAAAUUAGAUUUUUUCUUUGAGUUUAUCCCGCAACUGGCGAUGAUGUGCAGCUUUGUUGGUUACAUGAAUUUUUUAAUAUUUUAUAAAUGGAUGACCCCUGUGGAAGGACACGCGAAACCAAGCAUAAUUUCCACUAUUAUUGACAUGUGCCUGAUGAAAAAAUUAGACAAGGGUUCAGUAAUGUACAGUGGCCAGGAACAGGUCCAGAAGGCACUCAUCUUUGUGGUAAUACUGGCUGUUCCAUUAAUGUUGAUUCCAAAACCUUUGAUUACUCUUUUAUCAGCUCGCAAUCAAGAAAGGAGUAGUUUUUCAUAUGAUUCUAAACGCGACUAUGAAAUGGUAUACUGUGGUGACGAUGAGGACUUGAAUUUGAUUGCAAGAAAGAAUAUACCGAAUUAUCCUACAAAGAGGUCCAAUGCGGAAUUGGCAUCUGUAAAAUUUAAGAGGGUUGAAAGCAAAUCCAGCCAUGACCAGUUUUCUGUUACCAUACAGAGGGAAGAUGAUUCAACUUUAAAUUUGGAGUCACACGUUCAACACCCUCAUAAAGUAAAAGCUGGUGAUUUAUUUAUUCAUCAAUUUAUUGAAACAAUAGAAUUUUCGCUCGGAACUAUAAGCAAUACGGCUUCUUAUCUUAGACUUUGGGCCCUAUCAUUAUCGCACCAACAAUUGUCCCUCGUAUUUUUUAAGCAAAUCAUAUUUAGUGCUUUUGGAUCUACCAGUGUAUUUUUGUUGGUACCAAGACUAUUUGUACAAUCUAUCUUUUUUUCAUUUGUCACAUUUUUUGUAAUGCUUUGCAUGGACUCUCUGGAAUGUUAUUUACACGCUUUACGUUUGCAGUGGGUAGAAUUUCAAAACAAAUUUUAUAAAGCUGAUGGUGUGGCAUUCAAACCGUUUAAUAUUAGGUUGUUAUUAAACGAGACAGAAGCGCCUGAUUUCAAUUAG
This is a messenger RNA of Theileria equi strain WA, 2814 nucleotides long. Its product is annotated as vacuolar ATP synthase subunit A, putative. Lineage: Eukaryota; Apicomplexa; Aconoidasida; Piroplasmida; Theileriidae. Gene Ontology annotation, cellular component: vacuolar proton-transporting V-type ATPase complex; vacuolar proton-transporting V-type ATPase, V0 domain. Bases 1 to 2814 code for a protein of 937 amino acids. The record is from RefSeq and is a predicted model, not a curated record. The transcript has a single exon. Gene Ontology annotation, molecular function: ATPase binding; proton-transporting ATPase activity, rotational mechanism. Gene Ontology annotation, biological process: proton transmembrane transport; vacuolar acidification.